AUGGCAUCCCCUCCGGAGUCGCCGGAAGAUGAGGAGCUUGCGCUGUUUUUGCAGCGCAAUGCCCUCGCCGAUGUGGUAGAGGUGGUUGAGGAGAAUGAGAAGAAGGAAGUGGAAGAAGAGAAAGAGGUGGUGGGAAAAGAAGAAGAGGUGGUGGGAAAAGAGAUUGAGGAGGGGGAGAAAGAUGUGAAGGAAGAGGCGAAGUUGGAUGUGAAGUUGGAGGUGAAGGAAGAGGUGGAGGACGAGUGGCAGGACUGGCAGGAUUGGUGGGCAGAAGCAGACGACGGCCAGGAGGAGAUCGACGAGCGCUCAAAAGACGAAAUACCUUCUCCAAAAACACCUGUGGAGGCGGACGAGGACCAGGUGUGGAAGAGCAUGGGCUUGAACAAGCCCCCACAGCCGCCGCAGAGAAGGACCCGCGGCCAUAGAGCGACCAAAAGGCACAACUCCAAUCAGCGCCAAAAUGAGCGGAACUUGGCCAAAAAGCUCAUGAACCAGCGGCAUGGAGCUUCGCGGUGGAAUGCAUCCUGGUGGGCUUCAUCCUCAAGUUCAUGGCGUGGCUGGUCCUCGAGCUCAUGGCACAGCUGGCCAGAGCAAAGCUGGCGCUGGUCGGGAGAUCAGGAUGGGUGGGGCGGAUCGAGUGGGUCAACCACGCGGCUCCUUGAGAAAGCCCUAGACAAAAUUCCUGAUGCGCG
Durusdinium trenchii is the source of this 692-nucleotide messenger RNA. Lineage: Eukaryota; Dinophyceae; Suessiales; Symbiodiniaceae. The record is from the annotation of a GenBank genome assembly.